UGAGCAAACUAGACUGGAAUCUGUCUGUCGUCCCUGCUUACUUUACCUUAGUGUGGCGGCAUCUUCGAAGCGCAGCAAAGCAAAAAAUUCGUGUGCUUCCUUCGUUAUCUUCGUUCGCCUCCGUGUCUUUGAAACCUAUAAAAUUCUUCAUUUCUCUCUUCUUCAAACCCUAACCGGUAAAAAGUUCCGUUAUCGAUCGCCAUGUCGCAAUCUCUUCAAUUCUUCAGUCCUUCCUCCAACGUUACUCUCUUUAAUCCCAAACAGAAUCAGGCUCUCUUUACGACCUCCACACGCCGCUUCCACGUCACCACCACCACCACAACCGCUAAGCAACGGUUUGUUGCGAUUAGAGCUUCCGCUUCAUCGUCUUCAGAUCCGAAAGUUGUACUCACUACUCACAAUGGAACGCCCGAGGCUGAGCCACACGUGGCGGAAUCCCAACCGGUUUCUUCUGAUUCCUCGUCGAUCGAUGUGGAUGCUGUGACAGAAGCGGAAUUGAAGGAGAACGGUUUCAGGAGCACAAGGCGAACGAAACUGGUCUGCACGAUUGGGCCGGCCUCGUGCGGGUCUGAGCAGCUGGAGGCCUUGGCGGUUGGGGGGAUGAACGUGGCGAGAAUUAAUAUGUGCCACGGCACGCGCGAGUGGCACAGGCGAGUGAUCGCACGCGUUAGGAAGUUGAAUGAAGAGAAAGGUUAUGCGGUGGCGAUUAUGAUGGACACUGAAGGUAGUGAGAUUCACAUGGAUGAUCUUGGCGGCGCUCCUUCCGCUAAAGCCGAGGAUGGCGAGAUCUGGACUUUUAGUGUCAGAGCUUUUGAUGCAGCUCUCCCAGAACGCACUAUCAAUGUCAAUUAUGAUGGAUUUGCUGAGGAUGUGAGGGUUGGAGAUGAACUCCUUGUGGAUGGUGGAAUGGUGAGGUUUGAGGUAAUUGAGAAGAUCGGUCCAGAUGUCAAAUGUCGUUGCACUGAUCCAGGGCUGUUGCUACCACGAGCUAAUUUAACAUUUUGGAGGGAUGGGAGCCUUGUACGAGAGCGUAAUGCAAUGCUUCCCACAAUUUCAUCUAAGGAUUGGUUAGACAUUGAUUUUGGAAUUGCAGAGGGUGUUGACUUCAUUGCCAUUUCAUUUGUCAAGUCAGCUGAAGUGAUUAAUCAUCUUAAGAGCUAUAUCGCUGCACGAUCUCAUGAUAGUGAUAUCGCUGUAAUUGCAAAGAUUGAGAGCAUUGAUUCAUUGAACAACUUGGAAGAGAUUAUUCGGGCAUCUGAUGGAGCUAUGGUUGCAAGAGGAGAUAUGGGUGCCCAGAUACCACUGGAACAGGUUCCAUCGGCACAGCAAAGGAUUGUUCAAGUGUGCAGGCAGCUGAAUAAGCCAGUUAUUGUUGCCUCUCAGUUACUUGAAUCUAUGAUUGAGUACCCUACACCAACCAGAGCUGAAGUAGCUGAUGUUUCUGAAGCAGUUCGGCAGAGGGCAGAUGCUCUGAUGCUCUCUGGUGAGUCAGCUAUGGGCCAUUUCCCAGAUAAGGCAUUGACUGUUCUUAGAAGUGUCAGUCUAAGAAUUGAGAAGUGGUGGAGGGAAGAGAAACGGCAUGAAGCUAUGGAACUCCCAGAUAUUGGAUCCUCAUUUGCAGACAGUAUUUCACAAGAAAUUUGUAGUUCUGCUGCCAAGAUGGCCAAUAAUCUAGAGGUAGAUGCGCUUUUUGUGUACACAAAGACCGGCCGCAUGGCAUCUCUUUUGUCACGUUGCCGCCCCGACUGUCCGAUCUUCGCAUUUACUAUGACAACGUCUGUGCGAAGGCGCCUGAACCUACAAUGGGGUUUGAUACCAUUCCGCUUGAGCUUCUCUGAUGAUAUGGAAAGCAACCUAAAUAAAACUUUCUUUCUGCUCAAGGCCAGGGGUAUGAUCAAAUCAGGUGAUCUUGUUAUUGCUGUUUCAGACGUGUUGCAGUCAAUCCAAGUUAUGAAUGUUCCUUGAAUCUAACUUCCAUCAAGGUUGAAAGUGUUCUUCAAUGCUUUUCAUCUAGAUUAGACUAUAUAUUUGACUAUCAUAUGCAUCCUUUGCUCAAUAUCUUGGUUAUUGGUAGAGAGAAAUUAUUGCAAUAGAGAAUUUGCGGUGAGGUUGUGCAGCAGUCUAUUCUAUAUAAAUAUAAAUAUGGGCUUCUGGAUUUACUUCACAGUGACGAAAUUUAUAGCCUCUGUUUUUAUCUUGGUUAGGGUGAGAGUGACAUGUGCAUUAUGUACCACAUGAAAUCAGAGCCGUAAUUUCUUCCAUUUAUUUUAUUUCAUAUGUUGCGUAAUGUAAAAGCACUUGUAUUGUGAUAUUGUUAUGUUCACUUAAAAUAUAAACUAAUCUCGAUAGAGAAGUAUCAUCUACA
Messenger RNA from Mangifera indica (mango), 2365 nucleotides. RefSeq names its product pyruvate kinase isozyme A, chloroplastic-like. Gene Ontology annotation, cellular component: chloroplast stroma; cytoplasm. NCBI's taxonomy places the organism in Eukaryota, Viridiplantae, Streptophyta, Magnoliopsida, Sapindales, Anacardiaceae. Gene Ontology annotation, molecular function: magnesium ion binding; potassium ion binding; pyruvate kinase activity. The record is from RefSeq and is a predicted model, not a curated record. Gene Ontology annotation, biological process: glycolytic process. The coding region runs from base 202 to 1965 and encodes 587 amino acids. The transcript has 6 exons.